AUGCGCCGCGUUCUCCGGCUGCUCCUCGGCUGCUUUCUCACCGAGCUGUGCGCCCGCGUGUGCCGGGCGCAGGAGCGAGCGGGGCACGGGCAGCUGGCGCAGCUGGGCGGCGUGGUAGUGCUGGCGGGGGGCAACCGCUCCGGGGCCGCCUCCGGAGAGGCCGGCGAGGGCGCGGGGGUCUCGGACGCUCCGCCGACCCGGGCGCCCACGCCGGACUUCUGCAGGGGCUACUUCGAUGUCAUGGGCCAGUGGGACCCGCCGUUCAACUGCAGCUCGGGCGACUUCAUCUUCUGCUGCGGGACUUGUGGCUUCCGGUUCUGCUGCACGUUUAAGAAGCGGCGACUGAACCAGAGCACCUGCACCAACUACGACACUCCGCUGUGGCUCAACACCGGCAAGCCCCCCGCGCGCAAGGACGACCCCCUGCACGACCCCACCAAGGACAAGACCAACCUGAUCGUUUACAUCAUCUGCGGGGUGGUGGCCGUCAUGGUGCUUGUAGGCAUCUUCACCAAGCUGGGGCUGGAGAAAGCGCACCGGCCCCAAAGGGAACACAUGUCCAGGGCCCUUGCAGAUGUCAUGAGGCCACAGGGCCACUGCAACACUGACCACAUGGAGAGGGACCUCAACAUUGUGGUUCAUGUCCAGCAUUAUGAAAACAUGGAUACCAGAACCCCCAUAAAUAAUCUUCACACGACCCAGAUGAACAACGCAGUGCCCACAUCCCCUUUGCUCCAGCAGAUGGGCCAUCCACAUUCGUACCCCAGCCUGGGCCAGAUCUCCAACCCCUACGAACAGCAGCUGCCGGGCAAAGAGCUCAACAAGUACGCCUCCUUGAAGGCAGUUGGAAGUUCUGAUGGUGACUGGGCAGUGGCGACACUUAAGUCACCAAAAGCCGACAAGGUCAAUGAUGACUUCUCCUCCAAGCGACGGCACCUGGCCGAGCUGGCGGCCAAGGGGAACCUCCCUUUGCACCCGGUAAGAGUAGAGGAUGAGCCGCGGGCCUUCAGCCCUGAGCAUGGCCCUGCCAAGCAGAACGGACAGAAGUCCCGCACCAACAAGAUGCCCCCACAUCCCCUGGCCUACAACUCCACCACCAACUUCAAGGGCUGGGACCCCAACGAGCAUUCCCUCCGGCGGCAGGCUUACGGUAACAAAGGCAAGCUUGGCGCAGCUGAGUCGGGCUCCAGCGACCCCUUGGGGACUCGCACCCAGCACUACCCACCCCCACAGCCAUAUUUCAUCACCAACAGCAAAACAGAAGUGACUGUCUGA
Messenger RNA from Callorhinus ursinus (northern fur seal), 1275 nucleotides. RefSeq names its product shisa family member 9 (gene SHISA9). Gene Ontology annotation, biological process: regulation of short-term neuronal synaptic plasticity; regulation of AMPA receptor activity. Gene Ontology annotation, cellular component: dendritic spine membrane; postsynaptic density; AMPA glutamate receptor complex. The record is from RefSeq and is a predicted model, not a curated record. Lineage: Eukaryota; Metazoa; Chordata; Mammalia; Carnivora; Otariidae.